Peronospora matthiolae is the source of this 408-nucleotide messenger RNA. NCBI's taxonomy places the organism in Eukaryota, Oomycota, Peronosporomycetes, Peronosporales, Peronosporaceae. The record is from the annotation of a GenBank genome assembly.
AUGUACCAGCUGCUUGCAACGUAUAAGACGACUAUAACGGCUAGUCAGGAGAUGAAGCUGUUUAUGCGGAAGAAAGAUUCCAAGCGCACCUGGGCAGAGCACUAUCUCUACAUGGUUGCGAUAAGCGACGUGCGUGCAGGUGACUACUCGCUUAUCUUAGAUAACAUCUUGCACCACGCGUCGCCUGAGAUGAUGAACGUCAUGCGGUCCAAGUACGACCCAACGUUUCGACUACUCACGACGUGCAUAAGAGAUGGCGCCUUUUACCAGUCAAACGAGGUCGGCAGCAGGGCAAUUGGAAGCGAAGUCAUCGCUGCUCAAAAUGUUGACCGGAAGCGAAGAGACACGCACACCUGCUACAUGCGGCAAAGUGAGUCACGUGCAAGAUUACUGUUGGUCGAAGGGUAA